Messenger RNA from Schizophyllum commune H4-8, 1041 nucleotides. RefSeq lists its product as uncharacterized. Gene Ontology annotation, biological process: regulation of transcription by RNA polymerase II. Gene Ontology annotation, molecular function: transcription coregulator activity. The record is from RefSeq and is a predicted model, not a curated record. Lineage: Eukaryota; Fungi; Basidiomycota; Agaricomycetes; Agaricales; Schizophyllaceae. The transcript has 4 exons. Gene Ontology annotation, cellular component: mediator complex. Bases 1 to 1041 code for a protein of 346 amino acids.
AUGUUCCGCGGCGGAGAUGAGGGCAUCGACGAUCAAAUAUUGCGAGCCACACCACCGAAGACUUUGCUUCGUAUCACGCCGACACUAUUCUACAUCGCGAUGCAGAUGCACAGCACCAGCGAACUGACCAUCGAUGCCCUCGACAACGGCAUCUCCUACUUCGUCGGCCCGCUUCUAAACUGGACCCUUGUUGGUGUCAUGCAGACUAUUCUGCGCGAGUUGAUGGGUAAAAUCAACAUGUUAAAAACGCACCUCCACGUCGUCAGCUCCAUUAUCCUCAAGGAUACGUGCCCCCGCGCCAUCCUACGCAUGUGCGGGCCGGGCUUGUUGUCCAUGACAAGCUUCCUCGCGAGAAGCUCCUCCUUACCCAACCAGCCCCCGAUUUACACGCACUACCGCCUGGCUGAUUUGCAGCAUAAGGUCGUACAGGCGAGCAAUGGGCGGCUUCCGGCCGCCAAAAUCAUACCAUCCCAGAAGCCGCUGCAGCCCAUGGAGGCACUGCACCGCGCCUUGAAGCGCGCGGGCGAGGGCAAAGCACCCGUCCUCGACAUCGAGCGCUGCCUGAUUGCCACCUCUCCCCUCGCCUUCCUCGAGGUCCUCUGGGACGCGCUCAAUCACCUCGAGGCUCACAUCUCGUCCGUUUCCGAAGGCUCUCGGCGCAUCGCCGUCUUCGUGCUCGCCAGCCCGCCGUGCCCGGGCACGCCGCCCUUGCUGCCGAUUUUCCUACACUCCUUUGUGCCGCCCUUACUGUCGCGCAUCGACCACGUGCAGGUACCCGCCGAGCAUAUCAUCCUCGUCGAGCUGCUCUCCGUCAUUCUGUCCUCCGCGCUCACCGCGGCCAUGCACGUCGAGUGGGCGUUUCAGACCGUCUCAAAGGGCGCGCACCCCAUCGUCCUCGGGCAGUCGAGCUCGGCGAUGGCGCGCAGCCUCGCGGCCGAAUUGCGCAGGCACAAGAACAGCGCGUCCCGCGCCGCGGUGCUGAAGCGCUUGUGCGCCUCGCAGGCCUUCAGAACAAAUUUCCCGAUGAUGGUCGGUGACUGA